Messenger RNA from Camelina sativa (false flax), 1264 nucleotides. Its product is annotated as putative F-box/LRR-repeat protein At5g15620. Gene Ontology annotation, molecular function: protein binding. NCBI's taxonomy places the organism in Eukaryota, Viridiplantae, Streptophyta, Magnoliopsida, Brassicales, Brassicaceae. The record is from RefSeq and is a predicted model, not a curated record.
AUAUAAGUCUAUGGUUAGUAUGGAGAGAAGCAAUCUUAAAAGAUACAAACUUUUGCUGACAUAAGAACAGGUUCUUAAUCAAACAGCUUGAUACUGUAGUUGUUUUGUCAUCUCUAAAACUAGCUUCUGUUGUGUCGCUUCCUCCUUAAGCUUUUUAAAAUCGUGUACAUCUCACUGAUGUAUGUAGAUUUGAUGAUAAUCAUCACGCCAUCAUUUAACACACCAAGAGAGCCUCAAAUUACUGUAUAUGGUUGACUAAGUUAUCGUAUUCUAAAAUUUGACUUUGGUUCGCGUGGUCGGUUUGAUUGGUCAUGCUUGAAAACCGGUCCAAAGCAAAUCUUUUUUGUUUUGGAGUCAAAUCCAGAGCAAAUAAAUCAAUUUAGGAUAAUAAAUCAAUCUAUAUUAAUAAGGCGUGCUGAGGAAUUAUGAUGGUCGGUCCUCCUCGAGUACAUUACAUAGCAGGGCUAACUUAGCGAAAGGGACUAGGGUUCAGGGUUUCGAAGAUUAGAAUACAGUUUUUGUAGAAGACUAGUGUACUCUCUAGGGUUUGCGAAAGCAUGGAUAGGAUCAGCAUCCUAACAGACGAGAUAAUUUGCCACAUCGGGUCCUUCUUGUCGGCGAAAGAGGCGGCGUUCACGGCACUUCUCUCGAAGAGGUGGAGGAGUCUGUUUGGAAGCCUGUUCCAUUUAUCAAUCCCAGCUGAACGAAGCAUCUGUUGGAACGGUUUGCAAGUUCUCCUAAAGAAAUCUCCAAAUCUUAAGGCUCUCACCAUCAAGGGAAGUGUGCACGAUAAGGAUGAUGAUCGUGUGGAUGAGGAGGAAUCUGUUUGCGAAUGCUUGAAAGGGUAUACUUUCCUAUCGCCCUGCUAUAUUGAGGUCAUAAAGAUAAGAGAGUGUAAAGGAGAUAGAGGAGAGAUGGUGCAAAUAAAGCACAUGCUGGAAAAAUUGCCGUGUCUUGAACUUUUGGAAAUUCAUCUUAAGCCAGGCAGAGAUGAGACAAAGCUUCAGAUUAUGACGGAUCUCCUAACGAGUACGAGAAGUUCGUCCAAGUCCAAAUGCACAGUUAAGGUGGUGUCGUCCAAAUACACUGUUAAGGUGGUGUUACAAUGAACAAAAUCUUAACAUGAACUGGCAUAUCUGAAUAGAGAAGAAACAAAGGUGCAAUUGUACUUUGCUUCCCGUUUGUUGUUGACAUAUGACUGAAUUGGUUUGGUUUUGUGUCUUUCCCAUUUGACUGAGAGAUUGAUUGUUCUGAGUCGGACACA